Messenger RNA from Colletotrichum chrysophilum, 708 nucleotides. RefSeq lists its product as uncharacterized. The record is from RefSeq and is a predicted model, not a curated record. Gene Ontology annotation, cellular component: mitochondrion. Gene Ontology annotation, biological process: regulation of lipid metabolic process. Bases 1 to 708 code for a protein of 235 amino acids. NCBI's taxonomy places the organism in Eukaryota, Fungi, Ascomycota, Sordariomycetes, Glomerellales, Glomerellaceae. The transcript is spliced from 2 exons.
AUGGUGCCACUGCCUCUCUUCAAGAUUGCUGCCCUCUUCGUGAGGCAUGUGUCCAAGUACGGCGCGAACCGCAUCAAGGCACAAGCCCACGACCACCCCAAGUUCCGCGCCUUUGCCGCCCGCUAUGGCCAGUCGAUACACCAGCUCAACAUGCGCCUCUCCGUCGCGCUCCUCCGUAACGUCGAGGCCGAGAUGAGAGCCAAGGAAAAAGCCGAAGCGCCCACCGUCAAGACGAAAGAGCAGGUCGAGAAGGAGGAAGAAGCCAAGGCGAAACAGGCGAAGCUCGAGGCCGGACACCCAGACUCCGCCGCCAGGCGCAAGUCCUCUUCUUCGUCCAGCGGAGGGGCAGAAAAGAAACCGACGAGCGUGUGGCGCCGCAAGUUCAGGCCGCUCCCCGAGGCCAAGGCCGUCGACCUCUUCGCGGACGUGAUUGGCGAUGCGUUCAUCCUGGGCGUGGCAAGUGCCAUCAUCAUCUACGAGUACUGGAAGGCGUCGCAGAAGCCGGAUCACAACGCGGAACGGAUCAAGAUGCUGGACGCCAAGCUGGAAGAGCUCACGCGCCGCGAGGAGGAGCUGGCGCGCUCUGAAGAGGAGCGGCAGCAACGAUACGAGGCGUUGGAGAAUGCGCUGCGGGAGCUGAGGGACCCCAAAACGAAGAAACCUCUGUUGCCGACUUUGCAGUCACCACCGACGCCGACAGCAGCGUGA